This is a messenger RNA of Nipponia nippon (crested ibis), 159 nucleotides long. The record is from RefSeq and is a predicted model, not a curated record. Lineage: Eukaryota; Metazoa; Chordata; Aves; Pelecaniformes; Threskiornithidae.
AUGUCGCCCGAUGCCGUUAUUCCAGGCUCCACGGUUUCUCAGGCUGCAGCAGACUUGAAGCAAUUCUGCCUGCAGAAUGCACAACAUGAUCCCCUAUUGACAGGAGUAUCAUCAAGUACAAAUCCAUUCAGACCCCAGAAAGUUUGUUCAUUUUUGUAA